Messenger RNA from Dipodomys ordii (Ord's kangaroo rat), 1272 nucleotides. It is a transcript of the gene Rpf1, whose product is annotated as ribosome production factor 1 homolog (S. cerevisiae). Bases 34 to 1086 code for a protein of 350 amino acids. NCBI's taxonomy places the organism in Eukaryota, Metazoa, Chordata, Mammalia, Rodentia, Heteromyidae. Gene Ontology annotation, cellular component: preribosome, large subunit precursor; nucleolus. Gene Ontology annotation, molecular function: rRNA primary transcript binding. The transcript has 9 exons. Gene Ontology annotation, biological process: maturation of 5.8S rRNA; maturation of LSU-rRNA. The record is from RefSeq and is a predicted model, not a curated record.
GGUUCCGUACAGCGGCCUAGGAGCAAACACAACAUGGCGAAGGCCGGCGGGACGAGUGGCGGUGGCGGAAAGAAAAGCCUCAAAAGGAAAGCCGCUGCCCAAGAACCUCAGGAGGCUACGGUGGUCGCUGGAGAUGCGGCGACGGAAAACGGGGUCCCGCCGCCGAAGGCAGCAGCCUUUCCGCCAGGCUUCAGCAUCUCAGAGAUCAAGAACAAACAGCGACGACAUCUGAUGUUCACGCGGUGGAAGCAGCAGCAGCGGAAGGAAAAGUUGGCAGCUAAGAAGAAGCUUAAAAAAGAGAGAGAUGCUCUUGGUGAUAAGGCUCCACCAAAACCUGUACCCAAGACAAUUGACAACCAACGAGUUUAUGAUGAAACCACUGUAGAUCCUAAUGAUGAAGAGGUUGCUUAUGAUGAAGCCACAGAUGAAUUUUCUUCUUACUUCAACAGACAAACCUCUCCCAAAAUUCUUAUCACUACUUCAGAUAGACCUCAUGGGAGAACAGUGCGACUUUGUGAACAGCUUUCCACAGUUAUACCAGAUUCACAUGUUUAUUAUAGAAGAGGACUGGCUCUGAAGAAAAUUAUUCCACAGUGUAUCUCAAGAGACUUCACAGAUCUGAUUGUUAUCAAUGAAGAUCGUAAAGUACCAAAUGGACUUAUUUUGUGUCACUUGCCAAAUGGUCCAACUGCUCAUUUUAAAAUGAGCAGCGUUCGGCUUCGAAAAGAAAUUAAGAGAAGAGGGAAAGACCCUACUGAACAUGUACCUGAAAUCAUUCUGAAUAAUUUUACUACACGGCUGGGUCAUUCAAUUGGACGUAUGUUUGCUUCCCUUUUCCCCCAUAACCCUCAAUUUAUUGGAAGGCAGGUUGCUACAUUCCACAAUCAGCGAGAUUAUAUCUUCUUCAGAUUUCACAGAUACAUAUUCAAGAGUGAAAAGAAAGUGGGAAUCCAGGAACUUGGGCCACGUUUUACCUUAAAACUAAGAUCUCUACAGAAAGGAACCUUUGAUUCUAAAUAUGGAGAGUAUGAAUGGGUCCACAAGCCACGGGAAAUGGAUACAAGUCGAAGAAAGUUCCAUUUAUAAAAUACUGGAGGGAUAGUAUUAGAUUUUGCUGUAAAAGCUUAUCUUGAACUUGAUCAAUUAUUUGAUCUAACAUCCUUUUCAAAUGGUCUUUCUUGAGUUCAUAGGCCAGUCAUGUCAAAAAUAAUGCCAUAAGUUCUAUUGUAUUUUUAUUUAGCAAUUACAAAUAAAAGUAUUUUGGGUAUGGGC